AGCGCUACCCAGGACCUCUCCCUUUCCCCUCCCGAAGCAGCCAUAUCACAACUCCCGUGCCUUGGUAAAUCCAGGCUAUUUUUUAAUCAUCAUGAGCUCUUCGAAGCCGUCACGCGAUACGGCUGCAUCGGGCGUCGUGAUGUCGGACAGUGAUCAUCUACAGCAACCGGUCGAGCGACUCGCCGACCAAUUAGAGGUUCCUUCCUUAGAUGAUCGGACAUACCGCGUUAUACGUUUACCGAACCAACUAGAGGCGCUUUUAGUUCACGAUCCCGAUACGGACAAGGCCAGCGCCGCCCUCGACGUUAAUGUUGGUAACUUUAGCGACGAAGAUGAAAUGCCAGGCAUGGCCCAUGCCGUGGAACAUCUUCUUUUCAUGGGUACGAAAAAGUAUCCGGUAGAGAACGCAUACAACGUGUACCUCUCUUCGCAUUCAGGGAGCUCGAAUGCAUACACUGGGGCCACUUCGACCAACUAUUUCUUCGACAUAGCCGCCAAACCCAGCAAUGGCGAGGAACCUUCCGCGACAAAUUUAUCCCCCCUUUUUGGUGGUUUGGAUCGGUUCGCUCAGUUCUUUAUCGAACCCCUAUUCCUAUCGUCGACGUUGGAUCGCGAGUUACGCGCUGUAGACUCUGAAAAUAAGAAGAACUUGCAGAGUGAUCAAUGGCGUCUCCACCAGCUAGAGAAGUCCCUGUCUAAUUCCAAGCAUCCUUACUGCCAUUUCUCAACGGGCAACUUCGAGGUUCUGAAAACGGAUCCCGAAUCGAAAGGUAUAGAUGUGCGACAAAAGUUCAUCGACUUCCACGAGAAGCAUUACUCAGCCAACCGCAUGAAGCUCUGCGUAUUAGGUCGGGAACCCCUCGAUGUCCUCGAGAAAUGGGUAGCUGAGCUUUUCUCCGGUGUUCCGAACAAGGACCUUCCGCAGAAUCGCUGGGAGACUGAAGUGCCGUAUGCCAAAGAACAUUUAGCUAUGCAAUGUUUCGCAAAGCCGGUGAUGGAUUCCAGAGAAUUGAAUCUCUAUUUUCCGUUUCUCGACGAGGAGUUCCUUUACGAAACCCAACCGAACCGAUAUAUCAGCCAUCUGAUCGGUCACGAGGGUCCUGGAAGCAUAAUGGCCUACUUAAAAUCCAAAGGUUGGGCUAAUUCAUUGAGCGCCGGUGCCUAUCAAAUAUGUCCAGGUACCCCAGGAAUCUUUGAUUGCCAAAUUAGGCUGACGAAAGAGGGGCUAAAACAUUACAAAGAAGUUGUUAAAGUAUUCUUCCAAUAUGUAUCACUUCUCAGGCAAACACCACCCCAGGAAUGGAUAUUCGAGGAACAAAAGGGUAUGGCAGAUGUCGACUUCAAAUUUAAGCAAAAGACGCCAGCUAGUCGCUUUACCAGCAAGGUCUGCGCUAUAAUGCAAAGGCCAUUGCCACGAGAGUGGUUGCUUAGCGGACAGAGCCGUCUACGUAAAUUUGAUCCGGAGGCUAUCAAUAAAGGGGUACAGCUCUUACGACCUGACAAUUUCAGAAUGACCAUAGUCUCUCGAGACUUUCCGGGCGGUUGGGAUCAGAAGGAGCAAUGGUAUGGUACCGAAUACAAGUCCGAGAAGAUUCCUGAAGAAUUUCUAGCCGAAAUUUCUAAGGCAUUAAAUUGCACUGCAGCAGACCGCCUUCCUGCCUUACAUCUUCCUCAUAGAAAUCAGUUUAUUCCGACGAAGCUUGAGGUGGAGAAGAAAGAGGUCGAGCGACCUGCCUCUGCGCCUCGAGUAAUCCGUAACGAUGAUGUAGCGCGAACAUGGUAUAAGAAGGACGACACCUUUUGGGUACCCAAGGCGAAUCUAAUCGUGAGCAUCAAGAACCCGAGUAUCUUUGCCUCUGCAGAGAAUUCCGUCAAGUCGAAGUUAUUCACGGAUCUUGUACGGGAUGCUCUAGAGGAGUAUUCAUACGACGCUGAGCUUGCUGGGUUGCAAUAUAACGUUAGCCUCGAUUCCCGAGGAUUAUUCAUUGAGGUAUCUGGAUACAACGAUAAACUACCCGUCUUGCUAGAGCAGGUUCUCAUCACAAUGCGAGAUCUUGAGGUCAAGGAUGAGCGGUUUGAAAUCAUCAAGGAGAGGUUGACCCGCGGUUACAAGAACUGCGAAUUGCAGCAGCCUUUUACGCAAAUCGGCGACUAUGUUUCGUGGCUCACGUCAGAACACGAUUAUGUGGUUGAGCAGUUGGUAGCCGAGCUUCCUGGAAUCACAGCCGAUGCUGUAAGGCAGUUUCAUAGGCAGACCAUGUCACAGCUGCAUAUUGAAGCUUACGUACAUGGGAAUGUGUACAAAGAGGAUGCUCUAAAAUUGACGGACAUGAUUGAAAAGAUACUGAAACCUCGUAUCUUAGCAAAGGAGGAGUGGCCAAUCAUCCGAUCUCUAGAUUUCCCGGCAGGGUCAAACUUUCUCUUCCAGAAAACCUUGAGGGAUCCUGCAAAUGUCAACCACUGUAUCGAGUAUUAUCUUCAUAUUGGAGACAAGGGGGAUCGUAUGGUUCGCGCAAAGACACAACUCCUUGACCAGAUCAUCCACGAGCCAGCAUUCGAUCAGCUCCGAACUAAGGAGCAGCUUGGUUACGUGGUCUUUAGCGGUUUACGUAGCUCCGCGACGACGUACGGAUUCCGCUUUAUAAUACAAAGCGAGCGUACUUCAGAGUAUCUUGAAUCUCGUAUUGAUUCCUUCUUAGUUACCCAGACCGCUUCUCUUGAGAGUAUGAGCGAUGCAGACUUCGAAAGCCAUAAGCGAAGCGUCAUCAUCAAACGCCUCGAGAAAUUAAAGAACCUGGACCAAGAAACAGGGCGGCACUGGGCCCAGAUCAACAACGAAUACUACGACUUUGAAUCAGCCCAGCGAGAUGCAGCCCAGGUAAAGCAACUUACAAAAGCAGAGAUGGUGGAGUUUUACUCAACCUACAUAAAACCCACAUCACCAACGCGAGCAAAAUUAGUUGUGCAGCUUAUUGCGCAAGGUAUUGGUCCGAAGGUGACGGAAGCCGAAGAGUCGAGCAAUGGAGACACGACUACUAUCUGGUCGAACGGUACAGAGCCACUAUUGAUUCGAAACGUGCGAGACUAUAAGGCAAGGCUUUCGGUAACAGCAGGGGCACGUCCGGUUAGAGACCUCAGUGAAUUCGAAGAGAUAGACUCAAAGCUCUGAAAUGAUCGCGGGAGGGAGCGUUGAGUAGAUGAUAGAACGCGAGGAGCCAUACCCCCUUUUGCAUGGUACAUUGCCGCGCUUCUCAACUCCACGUUUGGAAUGGCUGAGAUGGUGCUCUUCAAGACGAUAUUGUAUUGCUCGAGUAGCCUAAACGAUGCCUUCUUAACCCCACAUAUGGCUUAGUCAAGUCUUUAGUCAAGUUCAUCUAUGGUCCUGAUGGAUACCUUACACACGUAGGUAUACUGUUGGCCAGAGACCGGAGGAGACAUGGAAAGAGCCUUCAUCGAUGUGUGAAACUGGAAGUGGAAGAAGGUACGAUGUUCAUUAAGACACCUACCUAGACGGAAACGACAGUACUAGAAAAUAGAAUAAUAAAUGUAUCUGUGAA
Molecule: messenger RNA, 3557 nt
Organism: Annulohypoxylon maeteangense
Lineage: Eukaryota; Fungi; Ascomycota; Sordariomycetes; Xylariales; Hypoxylaceae
Product: LuxS/MPP-like metallohydrolase
Exons: 4
Coding region: 92-3169 (1025 amino acids)
Biological process (GO): peptide catabolic process
Cellular component (GO): mitochondrion; cytosol
Molecular function (GO): metal ion binding; metalloendopeptidase activity
Source: RefSeq, a predicted model, not a curated record